Molecule: messenger RNA, 171 nt
Organism: Trametes versicolor FP-101664 SS1
Lineage: Eukaryota; Fungi; Basidiomycota; Agaricomycetes; Polyporales; Polyporaceae
Exons: 5
Coding region: 1-171 (56 amino acids)
Source: RefSeq, a predicted model, not a curated record
AUGAACAGGGGCCCUAUCAUCCUCACGAUCGAUGAAGCGGAGUACCUUCUGGACCAGCUCCCUCCUCCGUCCUCCGAUGAAGAGCCCUUGGUAACGAAGCUCCGAAAGCGGCUCCAGGACCUUCUGACUUCCCUACGGGCGGGUGCGGAAGGGACUGCUGGGGGCGCGUAG